CGACGGGAUAUAUAGAAAAUAAAACGGACAAAUAGACAUUCCGACGGAUAGAAGAAAAUACACGACUCACAACUACAUAUACACCUAUAAUCACAAAACAAGAAGAAGAAAAGAUGCCGGUAGCAAACCUCCUCCAAGGCAAAACCGCCAUCAUCACAGGCGGCACGACGGGCAUCGGCCGCGCCAUCGCCCUCGAGUAUCUGCGACAAGGGUGCAACGUCGUGGUCAACCAUCUCGGACUCGAGAAAGACCAGCCACACCUCACGUCUCUCGUCGCCGAGGCCGAAGCUCUCAAAACCUCUUCCUCCUCCACAGUCACAACCCCCCCAACACAGACAAUAGGCAUCCUCUCCCACCUCGCAGGCGACGUCUCCGACCCCGCCACGGGCCCCUCCCUCGUCUCCCACGCCGUCGCGCAGUUCGGCCGCCUCGACAUCUGCGUCAGCAACGCCGGCAUCUGCCAGUUCGCCGACUUCCUCACGCUGACGGGGGACCUGUGGUCGCGCACGGUGCGCACCAACCUCGACGGCGCCUUCUACGUCGUGCAGGCCGCCGCGCAGCAGAUGGCGCAGCAGGAUCCCCUUCCCUCCUCCUCCACACAACAACAACAACACCGCGGCGCCAUAAUCGGCAUAAGUUCCAUCUCGGCCCUCGUGGGCGGCGGGCAGCAAGCGCACUACACGCCGACGAAAGCGGGCGUCUUGUCCCUGAUGCAGAGCUGCGCGGUGGCGCUGGGCAAGCACGGGAUCCGCUGCAAUGCGCUGCUGCCCGGGACGGUGCGCACCCAGCUCAACGACGAGGACCUCGCCGACGACAAGAAGCGCGCGUACAUGGAGGGGAGGAUACCGCUGGGGCGGACGGGGGACCCGAGGGACUUGGCGGGGCCGGCGGUCUUCCUGGCGUGCGAGGAGCUGAGCGGGUAUGUUACGGGGGCGCAGGUGUUGGUGGAUGGGGGGUUGUUUGUUAAUCUGCAGUGAUGGGUCUGUCUGUCUGUCUGCCAGUACGAGAUAGGUAUGAAUAGAUGGGUCAGAUAAGUCAGAUGAGACAGAUGGGAUAGAUGGGAUAGAUGGUUAUUAACUAGGUAGGCACCUACAAAGGUACCUAGCUAUGGAGUACCUAAACCGUACCACACACUAUGCUAUGCUAUGCUAUGCACUGGUUAUCCAUCUCUCUAUGCCCACUUCAAGAUGCACAUAUACCUACAUAGUAUAUAAAGUCACACGGAGAGCGAAAGAGGGGCUGUUACUUACUUAUGUAAAAAAUGUGGACAGAUGGAGAUAACACUCCUUAGGUACCUAUCCAUAU
Messenger RNA from Hypoxylon fragiforme, 1305 nucleotides. RefSeq names its product NAD(P)-binding protein. The coding region runs from base 114 to 977 and encodes 287 amino acids. The record is from RefSeq and is a predicted model, not a curated record. The transcript has 2 exons. NCBI's taxonomy places the organism in Eukaryota, Fungi, Ascomycota, Sordariomycetes, Xylariales, Hypoxylaceae. Gene Ontology annotation, molecular function: oxidoreductase activity, acting on the CH-OH group of donors, NAD or NADP as acceptor.